Malania oleifera is the source of this 1279-nucleotide messenger RNA. Its product is annotated as protein POOR HOMOLOGOUS SYNAPSIS 1. The transcript is spliced from 8 exons. Bases 85 to 978 code for a protein of 297 amino acids. The record is from RefSeq and is a predicted model, not a curated record. NCBI's taxonomy places the organism in Eukaryota, Viridiplantae, Streptophyta, Magnoliopsida, Santalales, Ximeniaceae.
AUAACGGUGUAAACUAUAAACCACAUGUAAGUCGUAACUGGAUAGUGGCUCUGAAAAAUUGAAACGCAUAGGAAAGGAGGAGAAAUGGCGGGCUCUAUGGCGAUAGUAGUGAGCGAACACCAUGAGAAGUCGAUGACCGUCGAUGGAGAGCAGUGGGAGAUUCAGUACUGUCGAUACUUCAACUAUCCUUCUCCCUCGUCGACUUCUUCCACCAUCCUUGUUCCUCUCUCCAACUCCAGAACAAAGCUGAAAAAAUCAGGCACUUGGCUGUCCUCUUCUUCCGCCUUUUUGUUGCAACUGCUCGUCGAUCGCUCUACUUCUGAAGUGAUCCUCGUCGUCACUCACCGAGGGAAGAUUCAAGAAGAGCACUUCCUUUCCAAGCUGCAUUUCUCAUGGCCUCAAGUUUCAUGUGUCUCGGGAUUACCACCCAGGGGUAUCAGAUGUAUACUUGUCAGCUACAGAGACUCUGCAGAUCAGAUCCAGAAGUUUGCCUUGCAGUUCCCAACAAUUUGCAAAACAGAAAAGUUUAUAUGCACUUUAAAGGAGAUAUUAAAUGAUGGAGGGGAUGUUAGGGUUCCCAGUAGUGAACUUGUAUCUGAAAUUUCAGCUCAAUCUGAGUUAGCUCCAUCUAAUAGAACCCCUUGCAGAGCUAGAGAGGAAUUGAAUUUCAUGAUUCCAGUUGACACUAGUACCUCUAAUGUGCCAACAAGCAUGGACUACAGGGUUGAGCAAUAUUCACUCUCUCAGGAAACAGCGCCUAAUCCCAACCCUGAUGGCAUUUUAGCAGCCUUACCUCCAAGCUUUACCUCAUUAAUGAGCAACUGUCUCUCUGAGAGCGAACAAUCCCAACAAACUAAACCUCUGGAAGUUGACCUCAGGGCUCAAAUCAUGAGAUUUAUUGGAGAUUCCUCCUUUCAAGAUACCUUGGUUAAAGUAGAGAAAGUUAUCAGUGAAAUGGGAUAUGAUUUGAUGUUGUGACCGUCCGUUGCAUUAGCAUAUGGAGUUCCUACCUUUUGUGCAUGUCACUUCCCCCAAGGUAGACUUUGCUACACCUUACUCGAGCUGUAUUAGAUAUAACAAUGUGUCCUCUCUCUCUAAAAAUCCUAGGGUAUUACUUGCACCAUAUUGUUUCUUUUUGACUGUACACUGUACAACGAUGUCCUUUUAUGUAUCCGUUAUUUUUUUUCUUAUGGCCCUGUAUCUUAUUUGAGUGACUCCUUCAAAUUCAUUCAAUUAGUACUAAACCAAAAAGAUAAAAAUAUUAUCGUUUGCCUAUUAA